CUUCCCGCUCUUAGCGCUGGAGUGCCAGCUUGACUGUUGGCCUUUCUGUCUCAGGAGAACUACGCGAGGAAGUUCAUUUAGGGAAAGCGAAGAGGAAAAUCAGACAUGUUAACGCAAAAGCUGCGUCACAGGAGCGAUGGGAACAUUUCAGAGAGCGUCAGCGGCGAACGCCGGUGGUUUUGCGCUUCAGUGCGCCAAGAGACGGAUUCAUAGGACGCGCGUCUACACGAGCUCGCGCGGAGAACACCACCAACUUCUGCGGCGCGUGACUUCAUUACGCCACCGGUCCGGACCUCUAUACUUGUGUUUCAAACUUCAUUUAUUGAAGGAAUAAUAACACCACCAGAGGAACAAUGACAGUGACUUUCCCUGGCUGAUAAUAACGCUUUACUACUUUAGUGAAGGGUUUCAUUCUCGUUUCUAACGGAAUUUUGGUGAUAGUUAAAGGACACGGAUUUUUGGGGACCGCAGCAACGCCAAUCUGCCGUCGAACCAGUUACUAUAUCACAUGACUUUUCACAGGAUUAUGUUAUUUAUUCAACAACUUAUCACACUAGACUAUUCAUAAUGUUGUUUUUGGACACUAUACUACUACCCAGAAAGCCAAAGAUGAUCGCUGUACGGAUGGCGUUACUGCACGCGCUCCUCGUCGCGUCUCUCCACGGAGUGUGUGAAAGCAGGGGCGGAGGUAGCGAUCUCGUGCCCAGAUUCUCCUCAUCCUUGCCCACGUACCUCCCUGUGUCCUGCCAACUGCAGGGUGCAGAGUCAUCCUUCUUUCUCUGGGAGGCCACACAGAAUGUGAUGCGUAACGGGAGUUUGCAGACACGCAGUGAGCCUCUCUUUCUCCACUUGCCCGAUGCUGGCCCUGCUCCCCUCUUGUUGGUCAACUGUAGCUAUGGCAACCUCACCGCAGAGGCGCCAGUACCACCAGAGCUCCUCCAGGGGGCGCUGCCACGUUCUUUCCAUCCCUCUACACACCUCAAACUGGGCUGGAAGGUGAGAGCGCACCUGGUAGGCAGGAGGAUAGGAGUCAAUCGACCUCAAAUCCAGGUUUUGUUUUAUCUGGCGGGCCGCAGGUGGGAGGAUGUGGAUCUUGCCGCGGAACUGCUUCCGUGUAUCUGUGUCGUUGGGUUCCGUGAUCCAGGGGAAGGCUCUGUAUCAACCGCCUGCCGACUGGAGGGAAACAUGGGGAUCUGUGUAGCCCAGCUUGGCAUCCCAACGACCUGGUUCAAUGCUCCUCCGCCACGUAGGCGCACACAGGAGCCCGUUCCUGUCACGGUGGAGUUGCACUACUCCAUCCUUCCUCCAGAGGACCAGGGGAAAGAGUGUGUAGCGGGUAUGGUGCAAGGAAAGGCUGUAGGGCAGGAAGGGGAUAUGCAGAGGAUUGGGACGGUGACUCUCGCCACUGGGGACAACAAAGCACCCAGAAACCGACUUAGACUGGAUGGAGACGUUGAGAUUCUGGCAUCCCCCAGCCCGGUUAAACAGGGACAGACAGUGGGAUUUCAAGUACUAAUGAAUCCUGCUGCCGCCACUGAGCAGUUCACACUGAGAGUCCAGUAUGGGCAAGGCAUUAAUUUCAUGGUGGUAAAGCCCAGUAAUCUGGCAGCGUGGGAAAUCAAGCAAGAAGUAGUGCCUGGCUCCUCCUCCCUGUCCAUGUUCUGCCAGAGGAAGGCCAGCUCCACCAAUGAGAA
Molecule: messenger RNA, 1694 nt
Organism: Sinocyclocheilus grahami
Lineage: Eukaryota; Metazoa; Chordata; Actinopteri; Cypriniformes; Cyprinidae
Product: transmembrane protein 132C-like
Exons: 3
Source: RefSeq, a predicted model, not a curated record